Molecule: messenger RNA, 2616 nt
Organism: Stegastes partitus (bicolor damselfish)
Lineage: Eukaryota; Metazoa; Chordata; Actinopteri; Pomacentridae
Product: myocardin-like
Exons: 11
Biological process (GO): smooth muscle cell differentiation; positive regulation of transcription by RNA polymerase II; cardiac muscle cell differentiation
Cellular component (GO): nucleus
Molecular function (GO): transcription coactivator activity
Source: RefSeq, a predicted model, not a curated record
AGAGUCCUGCUUUAGUGUUCACGCCGGCUUAGAGACGCAGCACAAGAGUGUGUGUUUUCGUUUUUCAUGCUCUAGUCUUCCUCCAGAGCCGUUGAUGAAGCAGGCUGGCUCAGCUCCAUCUCAUCUCAGUCUGGGGUCCAGAGGUGGCCGGCGGGGUCGAAGGGUGUACCGCUUCUCGUGUGUGCGUGACUUUAUUUUGCAACUUUUGACCACUGGAACUGUACUGUAAGCAUUAUGACUCUUCUGGGCUCUGAACACUCCAUACUGAUACGAAGCAAGUUUAGAUCAGUCCUACAGUUAAGACUUCAGCAGAGGAGGACACGAGAGCAGCUGGCAGACCAAGGCAUCAUGCCUCACCCGGCCUUAGACGGCUCCUCUCUGGAGACCCAGAUGAGGCUAAAGCGAGCCCGGCUCGCCGAGGACCUGAAUGAGAAGCUGGCUCUCAGGCCGGGGCCCCUGGAGCUGGUCCAAAAGAAUAUCAUUCCCCUAGACUCUGCCGUCACAAUGAAAGUAAACCAUGGCAAGUUCCCCAAGCAAGAGGACUCUUAUGCGUUUGAGGAGGACAGCAGCAGUGAGAGUCUGUCUCCAGAGCAGCACCACAGUGAUGAGUCGCAGGGCUCGGCCUGCCCUUCGUCUGAGGCUGUCGGCAGCACGGCCUCCUCCUCCUCCUCACCUGCCCUCACCAGCCCACGUCAGGGCGGUGCAGCCAGAGACCCACCUGAUCAAAGCCACGAUGAAGGGCUUUCCAGUGCCAUCAGCCAGGCAACUCCCCCAAUACCAGUUCCUGCUAUUGUCAAGUCCAAGACGUCAGACAAGAACCGACACAAGAAGCCCAAAGAUGUGAAGCCCAAAGUGAAGAAGCUCAAGUACCACCAGUACAUUCCUCCGGACCAGAAGGCAGAGAAGUCCCCUCCACCCAUGGACUCGGCCUACGCCCGACUCCUCCAGCAGCAGCAGCUCUUCCUGCAGCUGCAGAUCCUCAGCCAGCAGAAACACGCUAACACACAUUCGCAGACGCAGCAGUCGCAACAGCAGCACGCACACACUCCGCAGACGCAGGCCCAGCUUCAGCAGAGGCAGCCUGCAUUCAGCUACCAGCCUCAUCCGCCGGCCCACUCCCAGAAAGGAGCCAGUGAGCAGUUGUCAGCUUGUAGCUCCAGUGGUCCGUCCAGCACAGCCAACAGUAACUCAUCCUCUCCAGUCAAGAACAACUAUCCUAACCAAAGCAACAUCUCACCGGUCAAACCUGGGCCCCUGCCAGCUAAUCUGGAUGACUUAAAAGUUUCAGAGCUCAGGCAGCACCUACGUAUUCGCGGCAUGCCUGUCUCAGGCACCAAAACCGCCCUCAUCGAGCGACUCCGACCCUUCAAGGACUCCACAGCUGGCUCCUCACCCUCAGGGUCCUCUGACAUCACCACUGUGACCUUCCCUGUCACACCCACUGGUUCCCUGUCCUCCUACCAGUCUCCAUCCUCCUCCAGCGCUCUGUCGCAGGGAGGAUACUACCCUUACCCCAGCACCUCCUCCACCCCGCCAAUCUCACCGGCCUCCUCGGAGCUGUCCCUCAGCGGCUCGCUGCCCGACAGCUUCAGCGAUGUGCCCAUGUCGUCACCAACACAGUUCGCCCUGCAGCCAUCCCCGGCUCAGCUCAGCAUGGAGGAUGACCUGGGAGGAGGAGGAGGAGGAGGAGGAGGUGGUGGCAACCUGGGCGGGGGAGGACCGAGAGGAGGGGAGGGUGGAGGUAUGGAUGGUCUGGAAGCUGAAAAAGACAAGAUGCUGGUGGAAAAGCAGAAGGUGAUCGAGGAACUGACAUGGAAGCUGCACCAGGAGCAGAGACAGGUUGAAGAGCUGAAGAUGCAGCUCCACAAGAGGAAACGCUGCUAUGGAGCUACACAGGACGCCGCCCCUCCUUCAUCUCAUCCCUCCAUGCACCACCAGCAGCAGACUCCAGCCAUGAUGAGCCAGCAUUUUUUCGGCGUGACAAUCAAGCAAGAGCCCAUGUCCAUGUCGUCCAGCUGCCCUCUGUCUUCUCCCAAACAGCUCAAGAGUCCUCCUGGAAGCUGCAUGGAGGAUAUGGGACACUGCAACACUCCGAUGGCCAACAUGGGGGGUCCCGGUGGGCCACAAUGUAUGGACACAGGCCCUUCUUCUGGCAGUCCCUCCACUAUGUCUGCCUUCCUUAGCCCGCAGUGCUCACCGCAAGACUCUCCCAUUGGAAAAACUUCUGGCAGCCCCCAGCCGUCAUCUCCCAAUAACCCCUACCUGCUGUCUCCGCCGCUGGGAAGAGACGGCUGCAGUCUCCCCCACGCCCAGGGCAACAACAGGGCACGCAACAUGCAGAUGCAGCAGAAGAGCGGCGGCCAGCCAGUGAACUGUGCUUAUCCUUCUGACCAAAGGAGCCUUCAGGGAGUCUUCCCCAGCUCAGCUGAUUGUGGCCUGAACCAUAACGGUUCUGCCAAGGCUGAGAGCCAGAACAUGCAACCAAAGAUGUCAGUAUUGCCAUCUCCUCGGCAUGUUGCCCAAAAGAGCCAGGUCUCUCCCCCUGCCUUCAGUAGCUCAGAUUCAGAUGCACCUGACAUAAGACAGCCCCCAUGCUAUGAGGAUGCAGUCAAGCAG